Stylophora pistillata is the source of this 1936-nucleotide messenger RNA. Its product is annotated as meiosis-specific with OB domain-containing protein. The record is from RefSeq and is a predicted model, not a curated record. Lineage: Eukaryota; Metazoa; Cnidaria; Anthozoa; Scleractinia; Pocilloporidae. Gene Ontology annotation, biological process: resolution of meiotic recombination intermediates. Gene Ontology annotation, molecular function: single-stranded DNA 3'-5' DNA exonuclease activity; single-stranded DNA binding.
AUUAUUUUCGACUUGAUCCAACGUCGAAUAUUUUUUGUUGUAAAAUAAGUUCCUCUUGCGAGUUAAAAGAUGGCUUUUAAUGGCUUUGGCACACAGACAGCUUGGCCUGACGGAACAGGUUUCGCUGGCGAGGACGGAGAAAUUUCCAAAGGAAGGACCUCUAUCCGCGACUUGAGUCAAGGUGUUAAUAGCUUUAACAUUGUUGGACUUGUCGUAGCCAAGCAGGGAGUUCACUCAUUUCCAGACAGAAAAAAUCCAGGCACAGAAAAAUGCCAUUUCUUUUUCACUCUCAGAGAUACACCUACGGAUAUCAUCAAUGUUAACUGCUGGGGGAAUGAACGGUUCAUUAACGACCUUGCAAAUUCCUUCAAAAUAAACGACGUCGUGGAAGUAAGGAAUCCUCAGAUACAAAUUAAGCAAAGUAAUGAAGCUGAGCAAAGAUGGAGACCAUGGACAUCAAGUCCGUAUCAGCUACAUGUCAGUGAGACAUAUUCGUCUCUAAGUUUAUUUAGUGGAUGGGACAUGAGUGAGUUUGACAAGAUUUCACAUAUACCCAUCAAGGCCAGUAAUGACUUCUACACCCUGGGUGAUAUCAUAGCCAAUGAUCAGAACUUACAUGGAGAACAUGUCAAUAUCCAAGCUGUUGUAAAAAGAAUUGGAGUGGCGAGAGACAUCGUUACUAAAACAGGAAAACGAGUCAAGAGAUGUGAAGUGGUUCUGUUCGAUGAAACCUGUUUCUCGUUCCCACUCGUCAUGUGGGAUGACGACACCAUAGAGAUGGCUCAAACGUGGAUGCCUAAGGAUAUAAUUCUUUUUAUUGCAGAUGUCAAAGUGACCUUUGAUGACUACAAAAAGUGUAUGAUCGCUACGUGCGAUAACAAAACAGUUAUCACAGCAAACCCAGAUACUAUGGAAGCUCGGUACUUAUAUAAUUAUGCGCAGUCCUUGGAGCUCUUAGAUGACGAUCCUUUGAACAACCAGGAGUCAUCCCUAGAAGGAUUAAAUUUGGAAAAUGUGAAGGACGUGUACAGCGUUCAACAACUAAAGCAGUUAAUGGCAGAACUGGAGAAUACCUCGCAACAGAUUCCCACGUUUGGGAUUGUCUAUGCCUGCCUUACUUCUUUUGACAUUGACAGCGAUGUAAAACAAGUAAUAGCGUCAAGAUGUGUGUCUUGUAACCAAAGAGUUGCUCUUCUAAGCAAGACGUGCACGAACCCGGAAUGCCUUGUGUCGUCAAGUCCCGCUACACCUGGCAGUUCAACCGCGCAGCAAAUAAUCAAGACACAGUAUGAAAUGAUGGUCUCCCUCUCUGAUCACACGGGAACACUUGAAAACUGUAGGCUUGCUGAAAACUGUGCAGAGACAAUGUGUGGGUGCAAAGCAAUGGACUUGGCUCGCUGGACUUUUCCUCAGCUGACAAAUCUAAAAAUACAGUUCCUUUUGGAGAGAUGUAAAGUUUACUUUAAGCUCACGACAUCAAGUUCCAAUCGAUCCACGAGCGCCACUAAGAAGUGGAUUAGAUUGUUAUCUUGUACUUUGGUUGACCCCAAGGAAGCUACCACGUCGCUAGCUUGAUCUUUGUACUGCUGAUAUUCAAGACACCAAAACACGUGCGCAUAUAGUUUAGUCGUUUUCCAACUCGUGCUUUAUUGCAUAAUGAAUUAAAGGAACUCUUUGGUCAUUGGCCAGGAGCCAACGUACCGAAUAUUUAUUACUAAUAUUUUUGUUUCCAGUCAAUUAGGUCUUUGUUGACAAAAAGUAAGCAGGUGUGGCCAAAAUGAUCAGCUGCAAUCUUCGAUAUGCUUUCCUUUAUCGAUCACUUUCAUGUGUGGGGUUUGCACAAAAUUUGGUGUUCGUCUCGGCUUGAAACCCAUGUAAAUCAUGUCCUUUAAACUGUAUUCUUUGAACAAGUAUCAGAUUAAAGUGUUCAAACACA